AUGGCCGGCUUGAGGCUCUCUGGGAAAAUCUCGGUAGAAAAGGAGGGAGGGGGCGAAGCAGCCGGUGGCGGGAGUCUCGCGGCCCCCGGGAAAGAGCCGAAGUUGCGCCUCUCGGCCUCCGAAGCCAGCCGUGGGGAAGGAGGUCAACGGGGAAGGCUCCUUUCCAGAAACUCGGGCGCCCGCCCGAGGCUGAUCGGGAUCUCGGUUUCUCCGCAGAAAGGCCCGCGCUCCAGCCAGCGAGCCUCGCAUUGGGCUGGAAGGAAUGGCUGGGAGCGCCCGGCCGCGUUUGGGGCGCCGUGGAGGCUCCGAGGGCCACACCCAGAGGCCCGGCCGGCUCCGAAGCCAACUUUCCCGGGAAGAGGCUGCGCGGCUCGAAAGCUCCAGGAGCCCCCGGGCCUCGCUUGGGAGGAGGCAAGCCAGGAUGCGGCCCGAGCCCGAGCCCGAGCCCGAGCCGUGGCUCCUCGGCCAGCCUUGCCCGCAGCAGUGCCCGGCAGCGCAGCGCCCCCGCCCCCGCCCCCGCGCUGGGCGCCUGCCUGGCCUUACCUGCCCGUGCCCACCUCCGCGGCAGUCCUAAAGGCUGCGGCGCCCGCCCGGCCGCCGAGGGGAAAGGGCCCGCGGCGGGCCGGCCUGAGGGAGCCGCCGGGCGCAGCUGGAGCCCGGGCCCGAGUGCGGGGCGGAGUGGGGCCGGGGCCGGGGGCGUGCUGGCGAGGUGAGGCUCGUCCCGCGCUGCCAUUGCCCGGGCGGCUGUCACUCAGCGGCGGAGCGGCCGGGGAUUGGCGCCGGCCCGGGUUACGCACUCGCCUGGCGCUCGCAUACAAGGGUAGGGCAGCGGCGAGGGGAUCCAUCUGCAGCCCGGCCACGCUGCCCGGCGCCCCAACAGCCGCCCGGGACGGGACCGGACCGGACAGGACCCACCCCGCCCCGCCGCCGCCGCCGCCGCCGCCGCCAGGUAACCCCCCUGCCUGCUCCCAGGGGAGGCAGGACUCGGCGAGCACCCGCCGCCCGUCCCGCAGCCCCUCGGCGGAGCCCCGCGCGCCCCUCCGCCCGCCCGCCCGCCGGGAAGGGGCGCGCAGAGCCCCCGGCUGGGCACCGGCCGGCGGCGGGGCCAGAAGUUCGUCCCGAGUGGCCCCUCCUCGCCGCCUCCCGCCCAGCGCCUCGGGGCCGGGAGGAGGCGGAGACGAGGAGGCGGGCGCGGGUGGGAGGCGGCCGGAGCCCUUCGCUCCUCACCUGGCGCGGCCCGAGCGCGGCGGACAGGCCGCUUCCCCUGGCCGGCAGGUGAGCGCGAGGGGCGGCGGGGAAGAGCGGCUGCAGGCCAGGCGCGCCGCGCCGCGCUCCGGAGGGCCUGCGAGCGAAGAGAGCCGGGACGCCGCCAACUUUUCCGGGCCCCGCCGCGGCGGCGGGCAGGCGGGAGGCGCGCAGCCGGGCCGGGCCGCUGGUCUGCGGGCUCCGUCCCUGCCGAGCUCCCCGGCGCGCACAGCUGGAGCCCGGCCCCGCGCCCGCCCGGCCCUACCCGACCUUGCCCGGCGGAGCCCGGCCCGUUGCCGGCUUCCUUCGGCGGGCCCUCUCGGCUUCGCCUGGCCCGGCCGGGAAGAGGCGCGCUGCCGAGCCCGGCUCCGGGGGAAGUGGCAACAGGUCAGGCGGCCCUGGACCGGGCGGCUGCUCCAGCCGCGCCUCCCAGCUGCGGCCCUGCCCGGCCAGCUCCUCGCUGCUGCUGCUGCUGCUGCUGCUCGGGGGGAACGGCGCGUGGCGAGUCCGGCGGCCCCGGGCCGAGCUCUCCGGAGCCCGCGCUGCUGUGCGCCGAUGCCUGGCGGGGGGGCCGCGGCUCUUUCUCCAGGCGCCGCCGGGCCCGCCUCUGGGUCUCCCGCCGCAGCCCGAGGGCGCUGGCAGCUCCCCUUGGGGAACUCUUCCCAGCGCAGCAGCCCCGCUCGGAAGCCGCCUGGCCCGCGGGCCAAGUCCCGCUCCCGGCCGGCCGCGCGGGCAGCUGCGCUCCUGGGCCCGGCCUGGGCUUCUGCCCCGGGUCCCCCACCCCACCCCACCCCCGCGGGCUCCUAG
Eublepharis macularius is the source of this 2052-nucleotide messenger RNA. RefSeq names its product basic proline-rich protein-like. The transcript is spliced from 2 exons. Lineage: Eukaryota; Metazoa; Chordata; Lepidosauria; Squamata; Eublepharidae. The record is from RefSeq and is a predicted model, not a curated record. The coding region runs from base 1 to 2052 and encodes 683 amino acids.